Molecule: messenger RNA, 1022 nt
Organism: Paramecium pentaurelia
Lineage: Eukaryota; Ciliophora; Oligohymenophorea; Peniculida; Parameciidae
Source: the annotation of a GenBank genome assembly
AUGAAUAUUUAUUCUUCCAGUCAAUAAGAUUAAAUCGCAUCUCCUGACAAUCUAAGUUAAAUAAGUUGGAAUAAGGUUCAUUAGAGUAGUGAAUAGAUUUUGGAAAGGUAUAUAAAUUAAGUUUAUGAAAUAAAGGUCAAAAAAAAUACAUAAAAGAUAACCUUAAGAUGUAUAAUAGAAAUGGUUCUCAAUUUAGAAAAUAUCAAGUUGCAAAUUAGAUAUUUCUGAAUAGAACGAUAUAGAUUUAAGAGAUUAGAAUAUUUAUGAAUUUGAUUAUCUAAAAUUAGAUUAAGAUCUGUUAUCCAAAAAAUAUCCCAUUAUUGUAAAUAUACCUAUAUAUAUAUAGAUUGAAGAUUUAAAGUCAAAAAAAAAAUACCAAAUUAAGCCUAUUUCAAUAAAAUCUGACAUAAUUGAAGUAUACAUUUUGGUGCUAAUUAUUUAGAAAUUAUUUUCAUUAAAUAAUAAAUUUAUACUUACCCCUGAUAACAUUUUCACCUAUUCAGCUUAGACCCAAAAAAUUGAUGAUUUGGCUAAAGAAAUAAGUAUUUAAUUUUACUUUUAUAUUAGAAAUCCUUCACAUUUCAUUCUAAUUACUAGUGUAUAAAUAUUGUAAUAAAACAAUUCUCCAUUUCUUAAAUGAAUUGACGAACAAGCAAAUUUAAACAAUAUUCUUAGAUCUAAUUUAAGGAUUGAUUUCUGCUCAAAAUCAUUAAUUAGUCUUAAAAUAAAUUACUUUAGAUUCUAUUUUAUACUUUGAAGAUACUAAAUCUUUUAAAUUGAUUGAUUAUACUGAUGCUACAAUUGGAAAUAAUAGAAUUAAUUAUUAAGAUUUAGGAUUUUGUUUAGCUUAAAUCUUAUAGAUCAAAAAUUCUUAAUUAAGUAUAAAGAAUAAUAAUUAAUCUAUUAUUGAAUGGUUAAAAACAAAUAAUGAAGAUCAUCUUUCUUAAGUUGCAUUGUAUUUGAUUUUGAAUGAAAAACCAAUCGAAGAAAUCAUGACUUUAUUGAAAUAGAUUGAUACUUGA